Didymodactylos carnosus is the source of this 417-nucleotide messenger RNA. The record is from the annotation of a GenBank genome assembly. Lineage: Eukaryota; Metazoa; Rotifera; Eurotatoria; Philodinida; Philodinidae.
AUGCCAGCAAUUGAUGUAGUGGAAAUGCCUGAUGGUCUCUAUACAGCUGUGGACAAUCGUCGUUUAGCAGCUGCACGAGAAGCAGGUGUUCCUGUUUUUGUACGAAAAAUCAAAGGGGAUACAUGUGUGCCAGCGGAUCAGGCUGCAAGAUUUCCUGGUGCUAAUAAUCGUACACCGGAAGUUUGGAGUGAAGCUGUUCAAAAUCGAGUGGCGAAUCAAAAGCCCAAAGCAGAUGUAAGAGUAAAUCCAUUUGGAUUUAUGGAUGCGCCGAGGAAAACGGAUAGCUGUGGAGGUGGAGGGGGAUAUGCGCACCCGUUCUUCGAUAAAUAUGCUGCUCCUGCAUCCGAAACUCUGACUACACUAUUCAAUAUAUUUACUGCACAACGAUCAUCGAUUAGCAGAAGAAAGAAACGAUAA